AUGGGAAGCACUAACAAUAUUGAGGAGCCAGUGCCUCCUACGACCACUGGCUCAGAAGAGCUUCAGGUGCUGGCCGGCCCAUUGCUGAAUUAUAAGGGCAUGAUUGGCGCGCAGACCGGAUCUAAGGUUUGGCAGGGCAGUGUUUUGAUCGUCACGAAGCCCGCCCAGACGCAGCCCGAAUUGAGGGUAAGCCUCCGCGGGCCUGUUCGACCACAGCAGGCAGUCAAUGGAAAUUCGGAGCUCCCCAACGGCCAAGCUGAUGGAGUCGACGGAGCUUCCACUGCAACAGGUGCCGAGCCGCGUACCAUCUCGGGGGAGAGGCUGUAUUCUGACCCAGACAAAAUCUUUUGGCGUUUCACCGUCGAAGUCCCAAUCCAGCCAUUCGAGGCGCAGUGGGACUACACCAUCUCGAGAGUGCGUUACCUCACUCGAGGCAGCAAUCGCCACCCUUCAACAGAGACUUUUGUGGUCCCUUCCCAGCAGCAAUCAAUGCGGAUUAUGUUCCACUCCUGCAAUGGUUUCUCUGUUGGCACAGACGAAAAUGUCUGGACUGGGCCGGUGCUUUGGAACGAUGUUCUCCGUUUUCAUGAAAAGGCUCCUUUCCAUGUCAUGAUUGGAGGUGGAGACCAAAUCUACAAUGACGGUGUCCGAGUGGACGGUCCGCUGCGCCCCUGGACAGACCUUGCGAAUCCCAAAAAGAGACGUGACUACCAAUUUCCUGAGACGAUGCGUGCCGAUUGUGAUAAAUAUUACUUCGACAAUUAUAUUCGCUGGUAUACUACCGAGCCCUUUGCGGCCGCGAAUGCACAGAUCCCCCAAGUUAACAUCUGGGAUGACCACGAUAUUAUCGAUGGAUUCGGCUCCUACACCGAUCAUUUCAUGAAAUGCGCCGUGUUUCGUGGCAUCGGCGGAGUCGCCCACAAAUACUACAUGUUGUUUCAGCACCAUAGCCCUCCGCCAAAGUCCACCUUCACAACGGACGCGCCGCAAACCAUGGAGAGCCAGGGCCUGGAGGGUACCGGAGCGGAUCCUUUACAGACUAAAGGCGCAUUCGUGAUGACAGAGAAGGAGGAGCACCAUAGUUGGAUCAUCGGCCCUAAGCCAGGCCCGUAUGUUGCUGAACGGUCUCGGUCUGUCUUUAUGCAACUUGGAAAGCACAUUGCUUUUGUUGGACUUGAUGCCAGAACGGAGCGCACCCGCCACCGGAUAAAUUAUCCUGAGACUUAUGACCUUAUCUUCCAUCGGCUGGACCGCGAAUUUUCCCAGUUGCAAGGCGAGAUCAAGCACCUGAUUGUUCUACUCGGCGUACCAAUCGCGUACCCUCGACUCCAAUGGCUGGAGAAUAUUUUCAGCUCCCCCAUCAUAGGCCCAAUUCGCUUUUUGAACAAACGAUUCGGUCUAGCGGGAGGUCUGUUCAACAAGUUUGACGGCCAAGUUGACCUUCUCGACGAUCUUGACGAUCACUAUACUGCACACCAGCACAAGAAGGAGCGCAAGGAACUCAUUCUGCGGUUCCAAGCGCUCUCAAAGAAGCACUCUGUUCGUGUGACAAUCCUAGGUGGUGAUGUUCACCUCGCCGCGCUGGGUCGAUUUUAUAGCCUACCUACUCUCAACAUACCCGUUGAGCAGGAUCACCGAUACAUGGUCAACAUUAUUAGUUCGGCCAUUACCAACAAACCUCCGCCGCCGGCCGUUGCGAAUUUGUUGGCUAGAAGAAAUCGAAUUCAUCAUUUCGACAGCGAGACUGAUGAGACGCUGUUGAAAAUGUUUGACAAAGUCCCAGGCCCUAGCGUGCAAGUUGGGAAAAGUAACCAUGCCACGAUGCCGUCGAGAAAUUUUGCCAUCAUUACCGAAAGCAAUUCCAGUCCUCAAGCGACGAAUGGCACUUCUGCUCCACCCACCAACGGACACUCUGCCACUCAUCCAAAUAACGGAGAGAAGAAGGACGCUCACUAUCCGCUUAGUCUUGGUGAAGAAAAUGCGGGUACUCAGCACCCAGCCGCCGCAGGGUUGGCCACGAGCACAUACAAUCGAUAUGGGUUGGAUGUUGCUCUUCGCGUGGAAUGCAAUCGGGGCGACAUCAAGGGGGAGACAGUGGGCUAUGGACUCAGCAUUCCAGCUUUGGGCCAUGAAGCACCGUCAGCUGCAACAGCUUAA
Messenger RNA from Xylona heveae TC161, 2157 nucleotides. RefSeq lists its product as hypothetical. Lineage: Eukaryota; Fungi; Ascomycota; Xylonomycetes; Xylonales; Xylonaceae. The transcript is spliced from 6 exons. The coding region runs from base 1 to 2157 and encodes 718 amino acids. Gene Ontology annotation, cellular component: membrane. The record is from RefSeq and is a predicted model, not a curated record.